Messenger RNA from Auxenochlorella protothecoides, 633 nucleotides. RefSeq lists its product as hypothetical. The record is from RefSeq and is a predicted model, not a curated record. Gene Ontology annotation, cellular component: nucleus. Bases 1 to 633 code for a protein of 210 amino acids. The transcript has 5 exons. NCBI's taxonomy places the organism in Eukaryota, Viridiplantae, Chlorophyta, Trebouxiophyceae, Chlorellales, Chlorellaceae.
AUGAAGAAUGAUCCAGACGCAGCAGUGCAGGAGGAAGCCAACCUCGUCCAAGCAGCGCUGCGCUUCCUCCUCUUCCGGCACGCCUCCCGCCCCGGGGUCCCCAUUCCCCGCUCGGAGCUUGGCGCGGCCCUGAGCGCGGCCAGGGAGGGCGCCCACCUGCACCAGUCCGUCAGCCAGAUCGUGCCGCUCAAAGCGCGCUGGCUCUUGGCCUCCAGGUUUGGCAUCUUGGCGCGCGAGGUGACUCGGUCCACCAAGCCGGUGACUCUCCAGAGCCAGGUGGAGGACGAUGCACCGGCCUCGCAGGCGGGGACCAAGCAGCGCUACUAUGUGCUGGAGAGCCUCGUGCCGGCCCGACUGGCCGCCGCCGCCCCCCUGGACACAGGGGCUGGGCCUCGGCGGGCCCUGCUCAUCGCCGUGCUUUCCAUCCUGCACCUGGCCGGGGGACGCGUGGACCAGGAUGAGCUGUGGCACCACCUGGCGGAGCUGGGGGUCCACAAGGGGGACAGGCACCAUCCGGAGCUUGGGAGCGUGGACGAAUGCCUGGAGCUCUUCGUCGCGCAAUGGUACAUCAACGUCAACAAGGACAGGAGUGGGUCGGGCGAGGGGAUGACCUACUCAAUCGGAGGUGGGUGA